GCUAUUACGGUAAUUUCCAUUCUCAUUCUCCCCGAUCCUCAAGCAUAGUUUCGAGAACCACCACUCCCUGUCGUCGUCCACAAGAAUAGCAAGAGUCUCCCCGUGUUCUGCAAACAUAUCCUAGGUUUUAUUUUUCUAAGAGAAAUGGGCGGUGGCUCGUCGGAGACGAAGAUCUUGCAAGAACUCAUACUUUACGCUGCGAGCGCUGCUUUCAGUUGCUUGGUUCUGUUUGCCGGGCUCCGACACCUCGACCCUAAUCGUGAGGCGUCCAAGAAAGCUCUCGAGCAUAAGAAAGAGAUCUCCAAGCGUCUAGGUCGUCCUCUUAUUCACACCACUCCAUACGAGGAUGUGAUAGCAUGUGAUGUGAUAAACCCAGACCACAUUGAUGUGGAGUUUGGUUCUAUUGGAGGUUUGGAGGCUAUCAAGGAGGCUUUGUACGAGCUUGUGAUUUUGCCGUUGAAACGGCCUGAGCUUUUUGCGUAUGGGAAGCUGCUUGGACCUCAAAAGGGAGUCUUGCUCUAUGGGCCUCCUGGUACUGGGAAGACUAUGCUUGCUAAGGCUAUUGCUAAAGAGUCUGGAGCUGUUUUCAUUAACGUUAGGGUUUCUAAUCUGAUGAGCAAAUGGUUUGGUGAUGCUCAGAAGCUUGUUUCUGCUGUAUUUAGCUUGGCGUACAAACUCCAACCUGCUAUCAUUUUUAUCGAUGAGGUUGACAGCUUUCUUGGUCAGCGCCGUUCAACUGAUCAUGAAGCAAUGGCAAACAUGAAGACUGAGUUUAUGGCUUUAUGGGAUGGGUUUUCCACUGAUCCGAAUGCGAAGGUAAUGGUACUUGCUGCAACGAACAGACCAUCAGAGCUCGAUGAAGCAAUAUUGAGGCGUCUUCCUCAAGCCUUUGAGAUUGGAAUGCCUGAUCGUAAGGAGAGAGCUGAGAUAUUGAAAGUGACAUUAAAAGGAGAGAGGGUGGAACCGGAUAUUGACUAUGACCACGUAGCUCGUUUAUGCGAAGGCUACACAGGAUCAGACAUAUUUGAGCUAUGCAAGAAAGCAGCUUACUUCCCUGUCAGAGAAAUCCUAGAGGAAGAGAGAAAAGGGAGACCAUGUCCUGCUCCUAGGCCAUUGUCGCAGUUGGAUUUGGAGAAAGUUCUUGCUACGUCGAAGAAGACUCAAGUUGCAGCAGGGGAGUACUGUGGGUUGAGAGGAUCAAGGGAGCCAGAUGAGGUGGAAGCAGCUAUAAGUGGAAUCUCGAAGCUACUGGUCUCUCAGUUCAUUAACCUUCAGGCAGGUUCUCAGGACUCACGGCACGGGGAUCAUGAAGAAGAUAGCUGAUGAAAAUCCGGAUCAUAUUUUUCAUAAACGUUCUGGUUUCAAGUGGGAAAGUUUAAUAUUUUACCAUAAUAUAACUCUGUUUUGUAAUAAUUUUGUUAUAGGAUGAUUUACUUUUGCUUUUGGCAUUUUACUAAGAGGCUUUCAUC
This is a messenger RNA of Brassica oleracea var. oleracea, 1469 nucleotides long. RefSeq names its product ATPase family AAA domain-containing protein 1. Gene Ontology annotation, cellular component: mitochondrial outer membrane. The record is from RefSeq and is a predicted model, not a curated record. The transcript has 6 exons. The coding region runs from base 145 to 1323 and encodes 392 amino acids. Gene Ontology annotation, molecular function: ATP hydrolysis activity; ATP binding. Lineage: Eukaryota; Viridiplantae; Streptophyta; Magnoliopsida; Brassicales; Brassicaceae.